Danaus plexippus (monarch butterfly) is the source of this 5011-nucleotide messenger RNA. RefSeq names its product sushi, von Willebrand factor type A, EGF and pentraxin domain-containing protein 1 (gene fw). The transcript has 18 exons. Lineage: Eukaryota; Metazoa; Arthropoda; Insecta; Lepidoptera; Nymphalidae. The coding region runs from base 166 to 3549 and encodes 1127 amino acids. The record is from RefSeq and is a predicted model, not a curated record.
GUCCACCGCGAGCGCAUACCGACUUUACGCGACUCGCAUUUACACAGUUUUGUAUCGACCGCGCUAUAGCAAAUGGGAAACUUUUACUUUCACGCGGCCCAUUGAAACUUUUCAUAUUUAGCCUGCCAGUGUGCGUGUUUGUGACUAUUAUGCGUUAGUGUUAUAAUGUACAAUAUUGUUUUAGUUGAAAGAGACAAUUACAAAAUGUUUCUGUGUGUAUGCUUUGUUAUUUGGAGCGGUGCCCUCGUGCCGGCUUUGGCCCAAGGCGACAGACGGUGUGGCCACCCAGCUGUGCCGCCGAAUGCAAAGGUUUCUUUGGCUUCAGACACUGACAUAGUACCGGGAACAGUGGCCACCUAUGAAUGCGAUGACGGCUACGAGCUUUUCGGUGCACAUCAAAGAGAAUGUACAUUAAGGGGUGACUGGACUUCCGAACCGCCAUUUUGUGGAACCAACGUUGCCUUCAGAAAACCAGCAAAUCAAUCAACCACUGUACGUGGUGGAAGCGCUAGCAACGGCAAUGAUGGUGAAAAGACCACCGAACAUGACGGCAAAAGAUGCACAGAAACACAAAGAGAGGCUUCACCCUGGUGGCAGGUCGACCUGCUACGUCACUACGCCGUCAAAGUGGUUAGAGUCACUACUAGGGGCUGUUGCGGUCACCAACCGCUUCAAGAUCUGGAGAUCAGAGUAGGCAACAGCAGCAGUGAUUUACAAAGAAACCCACUAUGUGCUUGGUUUCCUGGCACCAUUGACGAAGGUAUAACGAAGACGUUCACUUGCGCCCGCCCCCUCAUAGGUCAGCACGUUUUCCUCCAGCUGGUUGGAGUAGAGAGCUCCCUUUCUUUAUGUGAAGUAGAAGUAUUCACCACAGAAGAGUUCUCAAACGAUCGAUGCGCCCCGAUUGGAGCCUCAGCAGAUAUUGAGUUGGCCGCUUUUUCUCGAAACUGUUACGAAUUUAAUGGAGCUAAGGGAGCAUCUUUUGAGGAAGCGAGAAAACAAUGUCAGGAACACGGAGGAGACUUAAUACAUGGGUUUCAGGGCGCUACGUCAAGUUACCUUAUUCAGGAGUUAGAAAGGCGCAGGCCAAAUUUAAAGACUCUGUUGGUCUGGAUCGGAGCUCAAAAGGAACCUGGUCUUACUUCCAGAACUUGGAAAUGGGUUGACGGAGAAACUGUUACAAAGCCAACGUGGGGAAAGGACCAGCCGAAUAAUUAUAACGGCGAACAAAACUGCGUGGUGCUUGAUGGUGGGCGCUCCUGGCUGUGGAACGACGUCGGCUGCAACCUGGACUACCUACACUGGAUCUGCCAGUACCUGCCCCCUACUUGUGGAAGUCCAGAUAAGCUGUUGAACACGACUAUUGAAGAUAAUGACUACCAUGUAGGGUCUUCGAUAAGGUAUAAAUGUCCACAAGGUCACAUGCUGAUUGGAGAUAAAACUAGAGAAUGCAAAAAAGAUGGAUUCUGGUCUGGAGCAGCACCAAGUUGUAAAUACAUUAACUGCGGUGGAUUGACUCCAAUUCAAGAUGGUAGCGUCGAUUUAGUGGAUGGGCACACCACUUACGGAGCGAAAGCUAUUUAUUCAUGUAAAGAGAAUUACACGCUAGUGGGUAACGCUGAACGAAUGUGUAAGGAUCAAGGAAUUUGGGACGGAGAGGCACCCAAGUGUCUGUUUGACUGGUGUCCGGAGCCACCACCAGUCUCAGGAGCUACGGUCACCACUAGUGGUCACAAAGCAGGAUCGUUGGCCACCUACACUUGCCAGAAUGGAUUUAUACUUUUUGGUUCACCAAGUAUCACUUGUAAUCUCGGUGGAACAUGGGGCGGCACCCCACCUUCAUGUAAAUAUGUAGACUGCGGCACUCCAGCACAAGUCCAUAAAGGGUCCUUCAGACUAUUGAACGGCACGACUACGUACGGCUCGAUAGCCCAAUUCACCUGCGAACCCGAUUACUGGUUGGCGGGAGCUGAAGUACUCACAUGCUAUCGUGAUGGCAAAUGGUCACAUGAUAUACCUUCCUGUGAAUUGAUAAGUUGUUCGGACCCGGAGGUGCCGACUGGUGGCUAUAUGGAAGCAUACGAUUACAACGUCCACUCAACCAUUGACUUUCAUUGUGAGAAGGGACAUAAACUCAUUGGUGAACCAAGUCUCACGUGUCAGCCUGACGGAGAGUGGUCAGGAGAAUCGCCUAAGUGUGAAUAUGUGGACUGCGGUAAAUUGCCACCUCUGCCUUACGGUUCGGCGGAACUUUUAAAUGGUACUACGCAUUUAGGAAGUAUCAUCCAAUACUCAUGUACUACCAACUACAGACUGGUCGGACCAGUAAGAAGGAUAUGUACUGAAGAUUUCCAAUGGAGUGAUUCAUCACCAAGAUGUGAAGAAAUAAGAUGUCCAGAGCCAAUCGUAGCGGAAAACAGCAUCGUGUCCGUAACUGGUAACGAUCGCAUGCACGGACGCACGCUCAUUCGUACACGAUCAAGCACUCAGGGCAACACGUACAGAAUCGGUGCCUUGGUAAAAUACCGCUGUGAGCGUGGGUACAAGGUGGUGGGCGAAAGUCUAUCAACUUGUGAAGAUAAUGGACAAUGGAGUGGUGUCAGACCUAAAUGUCAAUACGUUGACUGUGGAAAUCCGGGUCGCAUACAAAAUGGCAAAGUCACAUUGGCUACAAACGCGACGUACUAUGGGGCAGCAGCCUUGUACGAAUGCGACGAACAUUGGCAACUAGAUGGUGUCUCAAGGCGAUUGUGUCAAGAUAACGAAACCUGGAGUUCUGAAGCACCUGUAUGUAAAGAAAUAACCUGUGUGGAUCCUUCAAUCCAAAUAAAGGGCAGUAUUGGUUUAUUGGUUGUGACGUCAACUCUCAGCAUUGGAGGCGAAGCGCACUACCGCUGUGAACGGGGAUACAGCCUAAAAGGAAAUGAAACUAGAACUUGUCUACCGAAAGGACAGUGGGCCGGAGCACCUCCUGUUUGCAUACCGAUAGACUGCAAGUCACCCGGCACUGUAGACAACGGCAGAGUGAUUAUUUCAAAUAGUUCGACAAUCUUCGGCAGCUCUAUAGAGUAUCAUUGCUUACCGCAAUAUCAGCGAGUUGGACCAUUCCUUCGCAAAUGUUUAGACGAUGGCAAAUGGUCAGGAGAAGAACCCAAGUGCGAAUUGAUCACGAACGAAGCUGCUGAAAAUGGCGCUCUACCACUCAGUGUUGGAGUUGGUUGCGGUAUCGUUCUAUUUUUGCUUAUGUUGCUCGGAGUCAUCUAUUUAAGACUACGUAAAGCAACGCCAGUCAAGAACACUGAAAAUAUAGAAGGAGCUGAACGGAAAGAAGACCAAAACGCAGCCGUAAUGAGCUACGCAACCCUCCACGAUACUAACGGACGGCAUAUUUACGACCACGUAACGGACAAUCUGUACGAUUCACCGUACGGCGAGAGUUUGGCCGAGAACUCCGCGUACGGUAGACGCAGUGACACCGAAUCCGCAUACGAACCAGAACCCACCGGCCCCAACGCUGUAGUCACCAUCAAUGGAGUGGCCGUUCGUUGAAUAUUUCCUAACAUAAGAUGCUCGCGAUUGCCUUAUAGAAUAUAGUUGAAGUAAAGGACGUGAUCCAGAUUCAGUAAGAUGUUAUUAGUUUUAUUAUGUUAGAUUAUUGGUGAACACAUUUUCAUAUAACAUUAUUUAAUCCACCCCUACCAUAAGCGGUCCGAUAUCUCGAGUGCCCGGAUAAGAAUCAAAACUGUAAUAUGGGCUUAAAAAUAUUUUAAAUCCUAUUAAGACUGCUUGAAGGGCUGAGGUUUACUGGUGGAAAGAUGGUUAUCUAUAUGUAAAUAAAUGUUUAACUUCUGAAAACUUUGAGACAUCCAUAAUAUUUCAGGGGUCAAUCAGCUAGUAUUACACAUCGAAAUAUAUUUUGAUAUUAAUAUCUGUUGUAGGUAACUACUAACCCGGACUAUUCUGUCUUGUUAUUUGAUACAAGAACUCUAAAACCGUAAUACUUUUAAUUAUGUAUAACUCCUUUAUAAACGUUUUAAUAUCUUUAUAACUAAAAUGAAUUAUACCUUAGUAAAAAUACCGAUUGAAAGUGUUUAACAAUAGUGAUCACCAACCCUUACUAGAUAUUAACCAAAGAUGUAAAAAGAGUUGAAAUUUAUAUGGAAUAUUUAUAUUUAUGGUAGAUUACGAUUGCUAUACAGUUCUCAUACAUUUUUUCGUGAGAACUCUAAGGUUGGUUUCGCUCAAACCUAACACACCUUCUUGUAUAUUUCAUUCAUAAUUAAUGUUUUGUAAACAUCGGUACUUUUAACUAUAAUAAAUUCUAAAUUAAAUCUGACGAUGGAUAUAAAUAUCUUGGAAUAGAAAUAAAACAAGUAUAAUGUCUGUAAUGUUUAUUUUUCAACUUGUAUUGUUUCUUAAAUUACAUUACUUUAUAAAGAAACCAUUGUUUGAACUACGUGACAAUUAAAUUAUCAAAUCCAUUUAAAAUUUAUAGAUGAAACACUAUAAAAAAAUUUAAUCAUUGUUUAUUACAAAAUAAAAUAAUUAUUUUGAAAGACAAUUAUAAUGUAACAACAUCACUAUAUAAUUCAUAAUUUAAGAAGUUCUCAUACUCAACGAACAUUAACAAAAAAAAAUAAUUGUGAUAUAAUGUUGUAGUAUAAAAGUCUCAGUUAAGCAUAGGACAGAUUAUAAAAUCUUUGUAAUAUUCGAAAAUAAUAUCGGUAUACAUUAUAUAAAACGAAUAGGAGUAAACUAGACGUUGGCAAUAUUUUUCUUAUUAUUAUUCAAUACCUUGUCACAUUAGAAUUUAGAAAUAUGAAUCGCACCACAAGAAAUUUGCAUUAUUUUAAAAAUGUGAUCUUAAUGUAAGCUUCCUAUGUUCGGCAAAGUUUAUAAGAGUCGGUGUUUGUUGUAUUUUUGUAUAAAUAGGUAAUAAUAUAUAUACUUUUUACUUUAGUUCAUCUAAGUGUUCGUUAAUAAAUGUAUUUAAUGUAUUUUAUUAUGAAAA